Molecule: messenger RNA, 756 nt
Organism: Mizuhopecten yessoensis (Yesso scallop)
Lineage: Eukaryota; Metazoa; Mollusca; Bivalvia; Pectinida; Pectinidae
Product: pancreas transcription factor 1 subunit alpha-like
Exons: 2
Coding region: 59-709 (216 amino acids)
Biological process (GO): developmental process; regulation of transcription by RNA polymerase II
Molecular function (GO): RNA polymerase II transcription regulatory region sequence-specific DNA binding; DNA-binding transcription factor activity, RNA polymerase II-specific; protein dimerization activity
Source: RefSeq, a predicted model, not a curated record
GAAAAAAACAUGCCAUGUUUUUGUAUUAAUUAGGUUUUUCCUACGAUAUAUAUAAAGCAUGGAGGAAGUGGACUUUGACGAUUUUGAUGCAGCAAUUCACGAUGAAUUUUCCCUAUCGCCCGUUUCACCGUACUCCUCAUUUAGUGACAGUCUUUCACCAUUUUCCAAUGACUCGUUGGGUUCAAAUUGUCGGAGAAGCGAUGAUGGAAUACGGCGACGAAAACGACGGCGAUGUCCGUUUCAGCUUGUACAACAAAGAGAAGCUGCUAAUCAAAGAGAAAGAAAACGAAUGCAGUCUAUUAAUGAAGCGUUCGAAGGACUUCGUACACAUAUUCCAACGUUGCCUUACGAGAAAAGGCUAUCAAAAGUGGACACACUUAGACUGGCUAUAGGAUAUAUAUCAUUCCUGUCAGAUUUAGUGCAAGCCGAUUCGGACAAUCAGGACCGGUUAGACCUUAAUUCAGGGUUACAGACACGGAAGGUUGUUAUCCAUUAUCAUACAAGUUCAACCGUGGAUGAAAGUGAAAUGUAUGGAUUACCGCCCUUGACUGGACAUUCUUUAUCGUGGAGGGACGAGAAAACGCCCUCAAGUGGACGGAAGAAAAUAAUGGCAGCAAAAAUAUGGACACCAGAAGACCCCAGGUCUCACAAUAGUCCCCGGAUGGAGACAGAUUUCCCUAUUUUAGCUGAUUCAACCAACCCCUUGUGAUUUUGAAAAUAUAUAUAUAUACAUAUAUUUAUAAAUAAACUAUAAAU